CGGGCGAGCGAGCGGCGCGGCCUGAGGAGCCGGCGGCACUAUGGAGGGCGGCGGGGGCUCGGCGCGCGUUGGCCGGGACAAGCGGCGGGGGAAGGGCCCGGAGGAGGCGGCGGCACCCGCGGACUCUGGCAAGUCCAAGAAAUUCACUUUGAAGCGACUCAUGGCAGAUGAGCUGGAACGAUUGACCAGUAUGAGGAUAAAGAAGGAGAAGGAAAGGCCCAAUGCAUCUCAUAGGAAUUCGUCUGCCUCCUAUAUGGAUGUUCAAAGCACAGGCCAGACGCUGCAGGAAAUCCCUGAUGAGGACGUGCUGGUACUCUUUGAGCAGAUGCUGGUGGAUAUGAAUCUGAAUGAAGAAAAACAGCAACCUCUGAGGGAAAAGGACAUAAUAAUCAAGAGGGAGAUGGUGUCCCAGUAUCUGCACACAUCCAAAGCUGGUAUGAAUCAAAAGGAGAGUGCUAAGUCACCUAUGAUGUAUAUCCAGGAGCUGAAAUCAAAUCCCAGGGAUGCCCAGCUGCUCAACUGUUUGGAGUCUCUGCGAGUGUCACUGAAUAAUAACCCUGUCAGCUGGGUGCAGAAUUUUGGAAAUGAGGGCCUCACUUCCCUGCUGUCUAUCUUAAAAGUGCUUCAUGAGGAAAAGGAUGAGAUACCCAGCUCAUAUGAUACCCGGAAUAAACAUGAGAUCAUCCGGUGCCUCAAGGCAUUCAUGAACAACAAGUUUGGUAUCAAAACAAUGCUUGAAACUGAGGAGGGGAUCCUGUUGCUGGCAAGAGCAGUUGACCCCAAAGUCCCUUCCAUGAUGAUAGAUGCCAUGAAGCUGCUGUCUGCCCUUUGUAUCCUGCCUCAACCCGAGGACAUGCAUGAGAGGGUUUUGGAGGCACUGACAGAACGAGCAGAAAUGGAUGAAGUGGAGCGAUUCAGACCCUUGCUGGAUGGUCUAAAGAGUGGAACUUCAGUGACGUUGAAGGUAGCCUGUAUGCAGCUGAUCAAUGCCCUGAUCAUCCCGGCUGAUGAGCUUGACUUCAGAGUACACAUUCGCAGUGAGCUGAUGCGUUCAGGAUUGCAGCACAUCCUGAAAGAACUGCGAAUGUUGGAGAAUGAGGAGCUGAAGGUGCAGCUUUCAGUAUUUGAAGAGCAUGGUGAAGAGGAUUCAGAAGACCUCAGGAGUCGCCUAGAAGACAUUCGCAUUGAGAUGGAUGAUUUCAGUGAUGUCUUCCAGAUACUCCUGAAUACAGUAAAAGAUUCCAAAGCAGAGCCAUUUUUUCUUUCUAUCCUGCAGCACCUUCUACUUAUCCGCAAUGAUUAUGAAGCCAGGCCUCAGUACUACAAGCUGAUUGAUGAAUGUAUUUCCCAAAUAAUUCUACACAAAAAUGGUGCUGAUCCAGACUUUAAAUGUAGGCAUCUUGCCAUUAACAUUGAGGGGCUAAUAGAUAACCUGAUUGAUCAAACAAAGGUGGAAAAAAGUGAAGCCAAAGCAGUAGAACUGGAGAAAAAGCUGGACUCAGAGUUGACUGCACGGCAAGAACUGCAGGUUGAAAUGAAAAAGAAGGAAAGUGACUUUGAACAGAAACUCCUUGAAUUAUGUAAAGAGAACAAGACACUAGACAUGGAGAAACAGCAUAUGGCCACCGAGAAGCAGACUCUGGAAAGCAAAGUUUCUGAGCUGAAUGAGGAGAUGUCUAAGUUGUCAAAGGAGCUUGAGGAUACUAAGAAGGAAAUGGCUUCCCUCUCUUCUAUAUCUGCUUUACCUGCUCCUCUACUCCCUGGUUCAGCUGCUGUACCCCCUUCCCCACUUCUUCCUAGUGCAAGUGGGAUCCCACCUCCCCCUCCACUCCCUGGUGCUCUUGGCAUCCCGCCUCCCCCUCCACUCCCUGGCGUCCCGCCUCCCCCUCCACUCCCUGGCGUCCCGCCUCCCCCCCCGCUCCCUGGCGCUCCUGGCGUCCCGCCUCCCCCCCCGCUCCCUGGCGCUCCUGGCGUCCCGCCUCCCCCCCCGCUCCCUGGCGUCCCGCCUCCCCCCCCGCUCCCUGGCGCUCCUGGCGUCCCGCCUCCCCCCCCGCUCCCUGGCGCUCCUGGCGUCCCGCCUCCCCCCCCGCUCCCUGGCGCCCCACCUCCCCCUCCGCUCCCUGGCGCUCCUGGCCUCCCGCCUCCCCCUCCACUCCCUGGUGCUCCUGGUAUUCCACCACCUCCACCAGGGAUGGGUGUCCCUCCUCCACCUCCUGGGCUUGGGGGAUGGGGAGCCCCUGGAGUUCCAAUUCUUCCAUAUGGAAUGACUCCUAAAAAGGCUUAUAAACCAGAGGUACAGCUGCGAAGACCUAACUGGUCCAAGAUUAUAGUUGAAGACCUCUCCCAGGACUGUUUCUGGACCAAAGCCAAGGAAGAGCGAUUUGAGAAUGAAAACCUCUUUGCUAGGCUGACAGUGAUGUUUUCUGCUCAAACUAAGCGUGAGUGCUAUACUCAGUGCCCCUCUCCCCCUGUUUCCUUAGCCAAUUCAGAUGAGUAAGAAGGAAGUGGGAAU
Alligator mississippiensis (American alligator) is the source of this 2512-nucleotide messenger RNA. It is a transcript of the gene DIAPH1, whose product is annotated as diaphanous related formin 1. Gene Ontology annotation, cellular component: cytoplasm; actin filament. The record is from RefSeq and is a predicted model, not a curated record. The coding region runs from base 41 to 2497 and encodes 818 amino acids. Gene Ontology annotation, biological process: actin filament polymerization; actin cytoskeleton organization. The transcript has 17 exons. NCBI's taxonomy places the organism in Eukaryota, Metazoa, Chordata, Crocodylia, Alligatoridae. Gene Ontology annotation, molecular function: microtubule binding; actin binding; small GTPase binding.